Molecule: messenger RNA, 1912 nt
Organism: Anopheles gambiae (African malaria mosquito)
Lineage: Eukaryota; Metazoa; Arthropoda; Insecta; Diptera; Culicidae
Exons: 2
Coding region: 100-1506 (468 amino acids)
Source: RefSeq, a predicted model, not a curated record
AGCGAUUGUCAGCCAACCCAGGAGGGGUUCGAGUUGAAAAUUUUUGUGGAUGGCCUACCCCUGCACAAGAGCAGUCGGACCCAAUUUUGGCCAAUUCUCAUGCAGGCUCAUAACGUUCCACAUACUCCUGUAAUGACGGUUGCUAUAUUCUGUGGCGAAUCAAAACCGUUAUUCGUCCAGGAGUUUUUGCAGCCGUUUGUGGACGAAAUGAACAGACUGUAUGUGACAGGUCUGACAAUUAAAUCCCGCUCUUACUGGGUGGAAGCGCGUGCAAUAAUUGCAGACGCUCCGGCACGAGCAUUUAUUAAAGGUGUUAAAUCGCAUAAUGCGUACAGCGCCUGCAUGAAGUGCACAAUCGUUGGUGAGUUGGAAGGACACCGGAUGUACUUCCGGUAUGGUGAACAAUGCGCGCCUCGGAACCACAAGAAUUUUUGUGACGACAAAUAUCCAACACAUGUCAACAACCCUACGCCCUUUACGAGUCUAUUAGGUUGCGAUAUCGUUGACGAUUUUGUGUCAGCCGAAGACAUGCACUUAAUAUACAAGGGCGUAGAGGCAAAGUUGCUACAUUUGUGGAUAAAUGGCUUCCCUGGCGUUGCUUGUUACUUGCCACGUCGCCAGCAACGUGAAGUGUCGGCGCACUUGCGUCUGUUAAGGCUGCCUUCAGAUUACCAACGUAAACUGCGCGACCUGCGAUACAUCCAUCUCUGGAAAGCUUCGGAGUACAGGAUGUUUCUGUUGGUUGCCGGUUUCGUUGUUCUGAAGGAUAGACUUAUCGAUGCAGCGUACCAACACUUCAUGUUGUUGAUGAUGGCUGUGACGUUCAUGUCCACCACGUACCAUCGCGCUAAAUGGGAACUGGCUGAUUCAUAUUUGCAUAGGUUUGUGGCAGCCUAUGGAGAUCUGUACAGCCCGGUUCUCAUGAAUAGCAACGUGCAUAACUUGCUGCACGUUUACAAUGAUGUUUGCAGGUUCGAUGGGCUUAAAAACAUAUCAGCCUUCAUUUUUGAGGCAUUUUUGCAUGACCUCAAAAAGUUGGUGCAUUCCGGGAGGCACAGCCUGGUACAAGCGGUCCAUCGUCUGCUGGAACUGCAACAUGUCAUUGUUGCCAAGCGUCAGCAAAACAAACCGGUGGACGAACCAUCGGUGCGCACGGUUGGUGUCGACACCAUAACGACCGUGCGGCAGGGCUUCGCGCUGCGAAAAAACUUUCGCGAUCAAUGGUUUAUGACCAACUCGGGCGAGGUGGUCCGUUACGAAACGGCCACAAAAACAGGCAAGGACGUUACGGUGCAGGGGUACGCGUUUUUCAAACAGGUGCCUGCCUUUACGGAACCUUGCCUUUCAACGGAGGCGAAUAUUUACUCUGCCAACAUGGUAGAUUUGAAUAAGGGUGAACUGCAACACUACGCCAGCAGCACGCUGAUGUGCAAGGUAGCUGCAGUGGAAACGGAACAGGAAGGGGUGUUAAUGUUUGUACCGUUGACACACACUUACAUUUGCUAGACAAUAAAUUAAAAAAAUAUGCCUCUUCCCAAAACCCUGGUUAAGUGUUUCGGAUCAGGAAGGUAAAUAAUGAGAAAUUAUCUUGGGUGCUGUGUGGCAGAAUGCAUUUUUUGUAUUCAUGAAGUCCUAGUUAUUUAAUUCAUUAAUAUAUUAAUAAUUCAAAUAAAAAACUAACUAACUAAACUAACUAUGUACAACACGAAACUAAACUUAACUUGUCUACCUACGCUAUAAAAAAAACUUACACUAAACUAACCUAGAUUAUCAUUAUUAUUUACAUUGAGCAUUACUUCUUUGUUUUCAUUCUUCGACUUCGGCAGGAUACCGCAACACGCGUUUAAAAAAAUCCACCACGUAUGCUGUGGUGAUGGGCGCCUUCCAGGUCGCUGCGGCUUUGCGGAACAGC